This is a messenger RNA of Eucalyptus grandis, 1066 nucleotides long. RefSeq names its product xyloglucan endotransglucosylase/hydrolase 1. Gene Ontology annotation, biological process: xyloglucan metabolic process; cell wall biogenesis. The transcript is spliced from 4 exons. The record is from RefSeq and is a predicted model, not a curated record. NCBI's taxonomy places the organism in Eukaryota, Viridiplantae, Streptophyta, Magnoliopsida, Myrtales, Myrtaceae. Gene Ontology annotation, molecular function: hydrolase activity, hydrolyzing O-glycosyl compounds; xyloglucan:xyloglucosyl transferase activity. Gene Ontology annotation, cellular component: cell wall; apoplast. The coding region runs from base 32 to 913 and encodes 293 amino acids.
CUAAGGUUAUCCUGUGUCUUGACAGCGAACCAUGGCUUCUUCUCUGUGGUUUCUGUGCCUCGGCUUCUUGCUUCUUGCCUCAACAGUGAGGAGCGCCGCGCCGAAGAAGCCUGUGGACGUCCCGUUCGGCCGGAACUAUGUGCCGACUUGGGCGUUCGAUCACAUCAAGUACUUCAAUGGGGGUUCCGAGAUUCAGCUCUCUCUCGACAACUACACUGGGACUGGCUUCCAAUCAAAGGGUUCCUACUUGUUCGGCCACUUCAGCAUGCAAAUAAAGAUGGUUCCUGGCGAUUCGGCAGGCACGGUCACCGCAUUCUACUUGUCAUCUCAGAACUCAGAGCACGACGAGAUAGACUUUGAGUUCUUGGGGAACAGAACUGGUCAGCCAUACAUUUUGCAGACCAAUGUGUUCACCGGUGGGAAAGGAAAUAGAGAGCAGAGGAUCUAUCUGUGGUUCGAUCCCUCCAAGGACUAUCACUCCUACUCUGUGCUCUGGAACAUGUAUCAGAUUGUGUUCUUUGUGGAUGAUGUGCCCAUAAGAGUAUUCAAGAACAGCAAGGACCUCGGGGUGAAGUUCCCCUUUGACCAGCCGAUGAAGAUCUACUCGAGCCUGUGGAAUGCCGACGACUGGGCCACGCGUGGGGGGCUCGAGAAGACCGACUGGGCCAAGGCCCCAUUCAUGGCUUCCUACAAGAGCUUCCACAUCGAUGGCUGUGAGGCCUCAGUCGAAGCCAAGUUCUGCGACAGCCAGGGCAAGCGGUGGUGGGACCAGAAGGAGUUCCAGGACCUUGACGCCGAGCAGUUUCGGAGAUUGCGGUGGGUCCGAGAGAAGUUCACCAUCUACAACUACUGUACUGAUACAGUUAGGUUCCCCAGCGUGGCUCCAGAGUGCAAGAGGGAUAGGGACAUAUGAAAUUCUUUCUUCUUUGUUCAAUCUUUUAUGGUAGUUCUUUUUAGGGAACUUAUCAGAUUUAACUUCAUCCCUUCGACGAUGGUAUUGCGGAUUUUUGUUAUCUCUAGUGUGUAAUAAUCAACUCGAUUGUUUGUCAGCAACAUUUUCUAUCCA